AUGACACGAGGAAGGCUGUACGGUCACCGAUUUCCACCGCAAAAACCAGGAGAGGAAGGAAUGACACUUGUCGAGGAGCUUCAAUGGAAAGAAGAAGAAGAAGAAGAAGAAGAAGAAGAAGAAGAAGAAGAAGAAGAAGAAGAAGAAGAAGUGAAACCUCAAGGCAUUGGAGAGUCUCGACAGUAA
Molecule: messenger RNA, 186 nt
Organism: Penicillium diatomitis
Lineage: Eukaryota; Fungi; Ascomycota; Eurotiomycetes; Eurotiales; Aspergillaceae
Exons: 1
Coding region: 1-186 (61 amino acids)
Source: RefSeq, a predicted model, not a curated record